AUGUUGCCUGGCAUUGAUAUUCCCUUUCUCUGGCUUUCCAAAGCCAUCGGGGCAUCUGUCGAUGAGAUCAAGCUCCUGGCAAUCUUUCUCAUUUCGUACCCAUUGGCUGCUGUCUUGAAACGGCUUCCCGACGACAAACCACAAUGGAAGAACAUCUUCAGUGUCUCCAUCACCCUCUUCUAUCUCCUUGGCGUUUAUGAUCUUUGGGGUGGAACGGUUACUCUCCUCAUAGAUGCCAUUGGUACCUAUCUAAUAGCCUACUACCUCGACGGGUCGUUGAUGCCAUGGCUGGGCCAUAUGUCAAUCAGCCACAUCGAACGACAAAGGAUUGCCGACCCGAGUCUUGUCGACAUCACGGGAGGCCAAAUGGUCUUGAUCAUGAAGCUGCAUGGAUUCAGCUGGAACGUGCAUGACGGGAGACUGAAAGGCGAAUUGUUGACCGAUGCUCAGAAAGACCGCGCGGUGUACAAGAUGCCCAACUUGCUCGAUUUCGCAGGCUAUGUUUUCUUCUUUCCCUCCAUCUUCACCGGCCCAGCAUUUGAAUACGCGGACUACAAACGAUGGCUCGAUGGAAGCAUAUACGACACCACACCAGGCAGUAAGGGCGCCCCUCCGACGAAGGGCAAACGACGCAUCCCGCACUCAACAGUCCCCGCGGUCCGCAAAGCCAUCGGUGGCCUGCUCUGGAUCGGGGCCUUCCUGCAACUCUCCCAAUGGUACUACGUGCCCUUUUUCCUUUCGGAUGAAUACAUGACGUUCUCGUUCCCGUACCGCGUCUGGCUCCUGCAGAUGCUCGGCUUCGCCACACGUACCAAGUACUACGGGGUAUGGUCGCUGACGGAAGGGGCCUGCAUCAUGGCCGGGAUCAGCUACAACGGCGUCGACGAGAAGACGGGCCAGGCGAAGUGGGAUCACCUGGAGAACGUCAACCCAUGGGGCAUCGAGACGGCGCAGAAUUCGCGCGCCUACCUGGACAACUGGAACAAAAACACCAACAAGUGGCUGCGCAACUACAUCUACCUGCGCGUCACGCCCAAGGGCAAGAAGCCCGGCUUCCGCGCCACGCUGGCCACCUUCCUGACGUCGGCGCUGUGGCACGGCUUCUACCCGGGCUACUACCUGACCUUCGUGCUGGCAGCUUUCAUCCAGACGGUGGCCAAGAACUUCCGGCGGUACGUGCGGCCGUUUUUCCUGACGCCCGACGGCACCAAGUCGACGCGGUACAAAAUCUACUACGACGCGCUGGGCUACGUGGCGACGCAGCUGGCGUUCUGCUUCACCACGGCGCCGUUCGUGGUGCUGGGGUUCCACGACUCGCUCAAGAUCUGGGCGCGCGUGUACUUCUACACGGUGAUCGGGGUGGCGGCGUCUCUGGCCUUCUUCGCCUCGCCGGCCAAGCGGAGCCUGACCAAGCGCCUGGAUGCGCGCAAUCACCCGCACCUGCGCAAGACCAUCGCCGAGGAGACGCAGCACCCGCCGUCGCUGGGCCUUCCGAACGAUCCCGUGCGCGAGAUCGACGAGGCCAUCGACGAGAUCCGCGCCGACAUCGAGACCCGCCGCCGCCGCGGCUCCCGCGUCACCAUGCCCAGCGGCGAGGGCCUGAAGAACGCCAUCGAGCUCAAGCUGGGCCGUAAGCUGGAGAUGCCUGAGUGGAAGCUGCCCCAGGUCUUUGGCGGCGAGCAGCAGCAACAGCAACAGCAGCAACAGAACCUCGUGGCGGAUAAGGCCAAGGCUCGCGAGAUCGCCCGGGCCGCGGCCGCGGCAACGGAGGGAACUUCUUCUCCAGAAGUGGAGGAAGGGAAGAAAGUCCGAUGA
This is a messenger RNA of Fonsecaea erecta, 1815 nucleotides long. RefSeq lists its product as hypothetical. Gene Ontology annotation, biological process: lipid modification; glycerophospholipid biosynthetic process. The coding region runs from base 1 to 1815 and encodes 604 amino acids. NCBI's taxonomy places the organism in Eukaryota, Fungi, Ascomycota, Eurotiomycetes, Chaetothyriales, Herpotrichiellaceae. The transcript has 5 exons. The record is from RefSeq and is a predicted model, not a curated record. Gene Ontology annotation, cellular component: membrane; endoplasmic reticulum. Gene Ontology annotation, molecular function: 1-acylglycerol-3-phosphate O-acyltransferase activity; 1-acylglycerophosphocholine O-acyltransferase activity.